Priapulus caudatus is the source of this 1864-nucleotide messenger RNA. RefSeq names its product centrin-3-like. Gene Ontology annotation, molecular function: calcium ion binding. The transcript has 5 exons. The record is from RefSeq and is a predicted model, not a curated record. Lineage: Eukaryota; Metazoa; Priapulida; Priapulimorpha; Priapulimorphida; Priapulidae. Bases 189 to 704 code for a protein of 171 amino acids.
CCUAUGAGUUCUAUUAUCAUCAAUGCCCAAUAUUCCAUUUCAGCUGAUGCUCAGUAACUUAAACUGUUUUGGGCAGUUUGCUUGCUGCUCCUCUAUUCUAGUUGUAUUAAUUGGGACGUCAUGUUUUCGCCUAUGUUAUGUGAUUACCUUUCAUAAUUUGCUCAGCUUCAUUUUAUAGGGGUUUCAAAAUGGAACGUGGUCGGCGGCCUGCGCGGAUGACUGAGUCACGAGCAGGAAGAGGAAAGCGACAGGACUUAUCACUAUCAGAGGAACAAAAGGUUCUUAUCCGAGAAACGUUCGAACUCUUUGAUUCGGACCAUGAUUCCCUAAUCAACUACGAUGAACUCAAGGUGGCGCUGCAAGCUCUGGGUUUUGAUGCAAAGAAACACGAAGUGCUAAACAUUUUGCAGGCAUUUGAUAGAGAAGGAAAUGGGAAAAUGUACUUUCAGGAUUUCAAAGAUGUAGUAACGGAGAAGAUGGCAGAGGAGGGUGCGAUGGAGGAGGCGGAGAAGGCAUUCCGUCUGUUUGAGGGCGGCGCGAUGGGAAAGGUCGGCCUGCGUGGCCUGAGGAGUGUGUCGCAGCAACUGAAUGAGGACAUCAAUGAUGAAGACCUCCAGGCAAUGAUCGAUGAGUUCGAUAAGAAUGGCGAUGGAGCGAUUGACCUGGAUGAGUUUAGAUGCAUCAUCCUUGGUGAUGACACGUGAUAAGUUUGUAUUCAUGGACCUGUGUGUUCAGGAUCGACCUGCUUCAUCUGGAUCAUUCGAUCCUGGUCUGCCCAAAUAAGUGCAGACUCGCAUCAUUCAAGUCGACUGUCAUUGUGAACUAUCAGAGAAUGGCUAGCAACCAGCAAAGGCUGAGUCGCAUUCCACCAUAUCGAAUCCUCUUCAAUGCCAGUAGGGUCAGAUCAGGUGGAGCGAGUUCAGUAUAUCCGACCAAACAAGCUGGUAGUUCAUGGGACCUGCGUAAUCCAGAUCAUGUGAAUGCUUUGCCUAAACACACGUGUCCUUGUUGCAAUGAAUUCAGUUUGCUCUAAAGUUAUAAUGCAUUAUAUUAACUAUUAUGGGAUCCGUACUUGAUCCUUGAAGUGUGAUUGUGAUAUGCAAUGUAAAUUUAUACAAAGAUACAAGUUUAACCAACAGUAAUAUUUUAGUGAUAAUUCUACAUUGUAAAUGUGCGUUUUUGACGUAUGUAUGAUAAAAAUGGUUUGUAUAAAAUGUAAGUUAGUUUUAAAUACCGUGAGAAAUCGCACUAAUGCUGAGAGUGAUAUUAUCUGGAGUAAGAUAAUAUAGAUCUAUAUUAUCUUACUCCUGAUAUUAUCUGGAUGCGAAAUGACCCGAUGAAUUCUCCUCGUGCAUUUCCUUGUGUUAACUGUAGUACACGUCACUAGUGUCAUUUACAACGGAUUAGGUCUUUAGUCAUGUCACAUGGCUAACAGAUUGUAAUGAGCUUGAUCGACAGGUGUGUUGUAAUAUACGUGUCGUUCGGGCGUAGUGUUGACUGGGGAUGUGCACUGUGUCUACAAACUUACGUUAGAAUCACUGCAUUAACUGACUUGCUGCUAGUACGUACACGUAACACCGCGUGUCUGAGCUAUAAAGCAGAACACUAAAUGUCACAUUUCUCUGUUGAAAGUGAUAAUUUAAUUUCAUGCUCGCACAUACAUGUCGGAAAAAUAUAUUUAUUGCGUCCAUGAAGUAACUUAAAGGCGUUCUGAGUGUGUGUGCGUGUUCGCGUGUUUUCGUGUGCCUGUGCAUUCGUGUGCAUGAUUAUGAUGUGAACAAUAGCAGCUAAGCUGAAUUAACAAUUUUAAUUGAUGAAGACGAACGAUUAAAUUAUUUAAAUAUACCACUUGUUUAAAGAACAA